GUGACCCUUCUUCAUCCGACCGAAUGCUUUCGAGGCCUUUUUCACUUGUACAAUUAAUUAUUAAUAUUAACAUUACCAAACGCAAAAUGGCGUUGCGUAUGAGUUCUCCCCUCCGAUGCCCUUCCGAUGCGCCGCUUUUAUCGGGACUAUAUUACCGACAAAACCUUCCCACACUAAAUCUUGUUCCCUCAAUCAAUCUCAAUAAGAAGAUUUCAUACUCAAGCAGUCGUCGCCGUAGAUUUAUGUCCGUGAAGUGCCAAACAACGACGGAAAGGACGUCCAUCUCUGAAAAUAGAAUGCUGGUUAUUGUUCCGCCACAUCCGUUGAUCAAGCAUUGGGUUUCAAUUCUUAGAAAUGAACAGACUCCUUGUCCAAUCUUUAAGAAUGCAAUGGCUGAGUUGGGUAGGCUGCUUAUUUAUGAAGCAUCAAGAGAUUGGUUGCCCACUAUCACAGGGGAGAUUCAGUCACCAAUGGGUGUUGCUUCUGUAGAAUUUAUUGAUCCAAGAGAACCUGUAGCGAUCAUUCCCAUCUUGAGGGCUGGUCUUGCUCUUGCAGAACAUGCAGCAUCAGUCUUGCCAGCAACAAAAACAUACCAUCUGGGGAUUAGCAGAAAUGAGGAGACGCUUCUGCCAACUAUAUAUUUGAACAAGUUACCUGACAAGUUUCCUGAAGGAUCUCGAGUAUUUGUUGUAGAUCCUAUGCUGGCAACAGGUGGCACAGUAGUUGCUGCUCUUGACUUGAUAAAGGAGCGCGGUGUUGACAACAAGCAAAUUAAAGUGGUAUCUGCUGUCGCUGCUCCUCCAGCCCUUCAAAAGCUCAGUGAGAAGUUCCCUGGGCUUCACGUAUUUGCUGGAAUGAUUGACCCGACUGUUAAUGACAAAGGGUUUAUAAUUCCUGGACUUGGAGAUGCAGGAGACCGUAGCUUUGGCACAUAAAGCCACGAGAAUCGAUGAGACACUCAGCCUUCUUAUUGUGAUCUCAUUCAAUUUUGACAUUUUGAGCGUAUCAUUAAUCAAAAAGAGCUACGGGCGUUUCCUCACUGGAGUUUGAUCGGCAGUUUUUCUUCUGGGAUUGGGUUGGUUCAUGAGCAAUUUAAAUUGGUAAUGGAUCAAACUAUAUUAAUUUUUUGUUCAAGUAUGAUUGACUAUAAAAGCAGGUGUAUUGACUUAUUAUAAUUCUCAAUGAUAAUACCAUUCAUUUA
Messenger RNA from Cornus florida, 1201 nucleotides. Its product is annotated as uracil phosphoribosyltransferase. The transcript is spliced from 12 exons. Gene Ontology annotation, biological process: uracil salvage. Lineage: Eukaryota; Viridiplantae; Streptophyta; Magnoliopsida; Cornales; Cornaceae. The record is from RefSeq and is a predicted model, not a curated record. Bases 24 to 935 code for a protein of 303 amino acids. Gene Ontology annotation, molecular function: uracil phosphoribosyltransferase activity.